GCUGCUGGAAUUUGCCGGCCGGCCGGCGGCGAGCGCAUCCCCGGAGCCAGGAGCGCGUCCAUCCCGCGCGCCCCGGCGGGUCGGGGAUUUCAGGACGCGGACAGCGCCCGGGCCGCAGGCGGAGGGAGGCGCGGGUGGAGUGGGGGCCUCGGCCGCGGGCGUGCAGCGGGGCGCGCAGGUGCUCACGGCCCCGGGCCUCUCCCCGCGCUCCUCUCCUCGCAGGUCAUGGCAGCACCAGGCGCGCGAUCGGAGCCGCCGCUCCCCGAGCGCAGCUACACGGUGUCGCGGCCGGUGUUCAGCGAGCUCCUUUUCCAGCAGCGGCACGAGCGACGCCUGCAGGAGCGCAGGACGCUGCGGGACAGCCUGGCCCGGAGCUGCAGUUGUUCAAGAAAGAGAGCCCUUGGUGUGGUGAAGAGUCUCCUGCCCAUGCUGGACUGGCUCCCCAAGUACCGAAUCAAGGACUGGCUGCUCAGUGAUGUCAUUUCAGGAGUCAGUACUGGGCUAGUGGGUACUCUGCAAGGAAUGGCAUAUGCUCUAUUAGCUGCAGUUCCUAUUGAAUAUGGUCUCUACUCUGCCUUUUUUCCUAUCCUGACAUAUUUUAUCUUUGGAACAUCAAGACACAUCUCAGUUGGACCUUUCCCUGUGGUCAGUUUGAUGGUGGGAUCUGUUGUUCUAAGCAUGGUGCCUGACGAACACUUUGUGACUCCUGGCGGUAAUGGAAGUGCACUGAAUACAACCCUGGUGGACACCAUCAUAAACACUGAGGCCAGAGACGCACAAAGAGUAUUAAUUGCAAGCACCCUCACUCUUUUGGUUGGAAUUAUACAGCUCAUAUUUGGAAGUCUACAGAUUGGAUUCAUAGUGAGGUACUUGGCAGAUCCUUUGGUUGGUGGAUUUACAACAGCUGCUGCCUUCCAAGUGCUGGUGUCACAGCUAAAGAUUGUCCUCAACGUUUCUACCAAAAACUAUAAUGGAAUCCUCUCCAUUAUCUAUACUCUGAUUGAGAUUUUCCAAAAUAUUGGUAAUACCAACCUUGCAGAUUUCAUUGCUGGAUUACUUACCAUCAUCAUCUGUAUGGCAGUUAAGGAAUUAAAUGAUCGAUUUAAACACAAAAUCCCAGUCCCCAUUCCUAUAGAAGUAAUUGUGACAAUAAUUGCCACUGCCAUUUCAUAUGGAGCCAACUUGGAAGAAAAUUACAAUGCUGGCAUUGUUAAAUCCAUCCCAAGCGGGUUUUUGCCUCCUAUACUUCCACCUGUGGAGAAGUUUUCCGAGAUGCUGACCGCAUCGUUUUCCAUCGCUGUGGUGGCUUAUGCGAUUGCAGUGUCUGUGGGGAAAGUAUAUGCCACCAAACAUGAUUACACCAUUGACGGGAACCAGGAAUUCAUUGCUUUUGGGAUCAGCAACAUCUUUUCUGGAUUCUUCUCUUGUUUCGUGGCCACCACUGCCCUUUCCCGCACAGCAGUCCAGGAGAGCACCGGGGGAAAAACACAGAUUGCUGGCAUCAUUUCGGCUGGGAUUGUGAUGAUUGCCAUUGUUGCCCUGGGGAAGCUUCUGGAACCCUUGCAGAAGUCUGUUUUGGCAGCAGUUGUAAUUGCCAACCUGAAAGGAAUGUUCAUGCAGGUGUGUGAUGUUCCUCGCCUGUGGCGGCAGAAUAAGAUGGAUGCUGUUAUCUGGGUGUUUACUUGCAUAAUGUCCAUCAUUUUGGGACUGGACCUGGGUCUACUAGCUGGCCUUUUAUUUGGACUACUGACUGUGGUCCUGAGAGUUCAGUUUCCUUCAUGGAAUGACCUUGGAAACAUCCCUAGCACAGACAUUUACAAAAGUAUCAAGAAUUACAAAACUAUUGAAGAACUUCAAGGGGUGAAGAUUGUUAGAUUUUCUGGCCCAAUUUUCUAUGGCAAUGUUGAUGGUUUUAAAAAAUGUAUCAAAUCUACAGUUGGAUUUGAUGCCAUCAGAGUAUAUAACAAGAGGCUGAAAGCACUGAGGAGAAUACAGAAACUCAUCAAAAAAGGACAGUUAAAGGCAACAAAGAAUGGCAUCAUAAGUGAUGGUGGCUCAUUGAAUAAUGCUUUUGAAGCUGAUGAAGACAUUGAAGAUCCGAAAGAACUUGAUAUCCCAACCAAGGAAAUUGAGUUCCAAGUAGACUGGAACUCUGAGCUUCCAGUCAAAGUGAAUGUCCCCAAAGUGCCAAUCCAUAGUCUCGUGCUCGACUGUGGAGCUGUAUCUUUCCUGGAUGUCGUUGGAGUGAGGUCUUUGCGCAUGAUUGUUAAAGAAUUCCAAAGGAUUGAUGUGAAUGUAUAUUUCGCAUCACUUCAAGAUCAUGUUAUCAAGCAGAUGGAGAAGUGUGGUUUCUUUGAUGAUAACAAUAGAAAGGACACAUUAUUUUUGACUAUUCAUGAUGCCAUACUUUACCUACAGAACCAGGUUAAAGCCCAAGAAGGUCAAGAUCCCAUUUUAGAAAUGAUCACCCUCAUUCAAGAAUGCAAAGAUCCACUUGAAUUAAUGGAAGAAAAGAUGACUCAGGAAGAACUUGAUGUCCAGGAAGAGGCUAUGCGUAGUCUGGCUUCUUAAAGUGGACUGCAAGACAAAGUUCACCCACAGGUGACACCCUCUGCAAACAUUUUCAGCAUUGAU
This is a messenger RNA of Octodon degus (degu), 2634 nucleotides long. It is a transcript of the gene Slc26a4, whose product is annotated as solute carrier family 26 member 4. Gene Ontology annotation, cellular component: membrane. NCBI's taxonomy places the organism in Eukaryota, Metazoa, Chordata, Mammalia, Rodentia, Octodontidae. Gene Ontology annotation, biological process: transmembrane transport. Gene Ontology annotation, molecular function: bicarbonate transmembrane transporter activity; sulfate transmembrane transporter activity; chloride transmembrane transporter activity. The coding region runs from base 226 to 2571 and encodes 781 amino acids. The transcript has 20 exons. The record is from RefSeq and is a predicted model, not a curated record.